AACUCUGGUGACCCCACGCUGCCAAUCAACCAAUUAACUUCCUCCAGGAGGCUAUAAGACAGGCAGACAUUAGCGGCGGCCUUUCCAUUAGAUACUUUUCUUUUUUGGAGAAGUGUUCAGAUAGAUAUCGAGGAAAGAUGAAUGGUGUUCCCGAGGAGAAAGCUGUCGGUGGUCCGAGGCUGCAGCUGUUCAACUGCGCCCACGUGGACUGUGGAGCGACUUUCACGAGACAGUGGAGACUGAAAGAGCACGAGACGGUGCACACCGGAGCGCGUCCGUGUCUCUGCACCAUCACUGGCUGUGAUCGACGUUUCUCGAGAAAAUCCCACCUGAAGCGCCACGUGCUUCAGCACAGAGGGGUGAAGCAAUUCCAAUGCAAAUUUGCAACCUGCACGCAGAGUUUCAUCCACGCAGGAAAGCUGAAGAGACAUGUGCGCUACGCCCACGGAGACAAAAACAAGUAUUUCAAGUGUAACCAGCCAAACUGCUCAUUGACCUUCAAAAAACGCAGAGUGUUUAAACUGCACGUCCAGGAGCAUGGAGUGCCUGCUAAGUCCAAAUGUUCGAAGGACGGAUGCGUUGCCACGUUUGACUCCCAUAUUGCCCGCAAAGCCCAUGAGAAGACGCAUGCAGGUUACUGCUGCCCUCAUGCUAACUGCCAGGUGUUGGAGCACACCUGGGGAAAACUUCAGAAGCACAUGGCCAAACAUCCAGUCACGUUCACAUGCCAAGUGUGUAAGAAGGUGUUUAAGAAAGCGGACGCUCUGCGGAGGCACAAACGGAUCCACGCGUCCCAUAAGCCCGUGCUGGUUUGUCCCAGGGACGACUGCCAGGCCUACUUCUCCACGACCUUUAACCUGCAGCACCACAUCCGCAAGGUGCACCUCGAGCUCCUCAAAUACAGAUGCUCCUUCCCCGACUGCCCGCGCAUGUUUGCUAUGCGGGAGAGUAUGACCAGACACCUGCUGCGCCAUGACCCGAGCGCCACCAUUCUGAAGAAACGUCAGCGGCCUAAGAAGUCCUGGCAGAAGCGUCUGGAUGGACACCAUCUGCCCGCUGUGGAGGAAAACUUGCGCGGCCUCUUCGCCCUGCGCAUGCGGAUCUCCCGACGCGCCAAAGUGGAAACCAACCUCGCGGGCCUCUUCAAUGAACGCAAGAUCCCUCAUUAUGUUGACCCAGAAGUCAACCUGCGCAAUCUGUUUGGUAUCAAACAGCCUCGCAUUUUAGAGGAGAAGCCUGAGGUCGCACCACUAAAAGGUUAAAUAAAAAUCCAUGUAGUCCAGCAGCACAUUUUGACUGUUAAGUUUGAACUUCCUGAAAUCUGUGCAGUUUAAGUUGGACUGUUUUUCUUUAACUUUUGAGAAAUUGGGUCUCUUUGGUUGAGUUUAAUGUAGCUGCCAUACAUUAAGAUAUUUGAAAGUAAUUAUUUGAAUGUAACUUGACACAUUGAUGAAGAUGUCAAGCUUUUGAGAAUUUCCAAGAUUGAAUUCCAGCUCUUGAAGACAAGUCUUAAUUGAAAUGCUUAUUUUGUAACAUGACAUUUGUUGACCCAAUAAAAUGAUUUACAUUUUGAUCACAGUG
This is a messenger RNA of Sebastes umbrosus (honeycomb rockfish), 1581 nucleotides long. RefSeq lists its product as uncharacterized. Gene Ontology annotation, cellular component: nucleus. Gene Ontology annotation, biological process: regulation of transcription by RNA polymerase II. NCBI's taxonomy places the organism in Eukaryota, Metazoa, Chordata, Actinopteri, Perciformes, Sebastidae. The coding region runs from base 138 to 1262 and encodes 374 amino acids. The transcript has 9 exons. The record is from RefSeq and is a predicted model, not a curated record.